UUGUAAGCAAUCAUGCAAAUAGAAACUUGCAGUCGUGCAGUGCACAGACACUUCUUUCCAGAAGGCAGAGAGCAAUGCUCAGUCUACUGACAGUCGAGCCAGCAGAGAAGUCAGGACAUAUUCUCAUAGCACUAACAGACAAUACCACCACCAGUUGGUCUUCUGAAGCCCACUUUCACUCUCCUGGGUGUGAUUGCUCCUGAAUGCACAUUCAACCUCCUCUACUGCUGACAGUGAAGACCUGCAGAUGCACUCAACCACAGGCUUACUUUUCAACACUGCAUCUGUCUCAACACUCACACCAAAGCUGUACCCGCGGGAAGAGGUAACACAUGUUUUAUUGACAGAGCUACAGGUGGUUUGAGUUUGAGCUGCUGGUGGACUGGAGGAGUUUUUUUUCCUGUGGUGAGCGGUGGCAUCUUUGGAGCCAGUAUGGUGCCUAUUGUUGUGGCAUGUUUGGUAUUCAUCCUGCUGGGCUUGGGGCAAGCUCAAGUUGCCACACAGAUUCAGGAGCAGAGCCAGAGUCGGGGCCAGGGGCAGGACAGCUCUGCCACCCCUUGGAGGCAGGUGAUUCAGUGGGAGAACAAUGGCCGGCUGUUUAGCCUGCUGAACAGUGGAGCUGAAUAUGUUCCUGCCAGGGCGGGGACCCAGGACAGAGGUCCCAGCGUGGUUGUGGCAAACACUAGUCCACGCUCUUCGCGUCGACCUCCGGGAGGCAAUGUCCGCCGCCAGGCUCCAUCAAGAGGAUCCUCUGAGACUAUCCGUGGGCAGGCAAGGCAUCCUUUUGGCUUUGGGCAAGUGCCUGAUAACUGGAGACAAACUACAGGCAGCACAGGUGGUAGCCAGUUCCAAGGAUCCUCUAGCACUCGCUUCAGGCCAUCCACAGGCUCUUCGUCUUCAUCGUCAUCAUCAUCCUUUUCUUCAUCUUCUUAUAGUAUACCAUCCUACCCACAGAACCCAUUUCCUCAACAGCCUCCUUUUCAACCAGGACCUUACGACUCUAGUGUUGUAGAGGGACCAGUCAGGAGCUACGAGCCACCUUUUCAGCCUGUUGCCGGUGGAGGAUUUGGCGUUGGAGGGUAUGGCGGUGGAGGGUAUGGUGCUGGACAGGGGUAUACUGGAGCAGGGUUUGGAGGUGGUCUGGCCCCAGUGCUCCCAGGCUCUCCCUCUGAUUUUACUGACGAUGGCUACCGUUACUACCAGUCUUAUGGCUAUGGGCCCAAUCCUGUGGUGCCUGCACGUGCUGCCCAACCACCAUUUGCAGAUGGUCUGGACCGCAGAUACACCCACAGUCUCUUUAACGGGGAGACUGCUCCUGCCAUCCCUGCUGUUCCUGCCCCUGAUGCCAACCAGGCAGCUCCCGUAAUAGUGGACAGGACAGGACCAGCUGGUCAACCACAAGUCAGGAGCCCUCAGUAUGAGCAGUUUCCUCCAUAUGGAAGACCCCAGCCUUCUUUCCUGCAGCCCAUUCCUCCAGGCAGAUAUUCUCCCAACUCCGGCCUUGAGAACCCCGGCAUGAAUGUUGGGAGUGUGUACCGACCAGAACAGAGAGGUUUGCCUGACCUGGUUCCUGAUCCCAACUAUGUCCAGGCUUCCACAUAUAUCCAGAGAGCCCACAUGUAUUCACUCCGCUGUGCUGCGGAAGAAAAAUGUCUGUCAAGCUCCGCCUAUGGCCCCGAGAUCACCGACUAUGAUGUAAGGGUCCUGCUGCGGUUCCCACAGAGGGUGAAGAACAAGGGGACUGCCGACUUCAUGCCUAACAGGCCACGUCAUACCUGGGAGUGGCAUAGCUGUCAUCAGCACUACCACAGCAUGGAUGAGUUCAGCCACUAUGAUUUACUGGAGGUCAGCACUGGCCGUAAAGUGGCAGAGGGACACAAGGCUAGCUUCUGUCUGGAGGACACCACCUGUGACUUUGGUCACCUAAAGCGAUAUGCAUGCACCACUCACACUCAGGGGCUAAGCCCCGGCUGCUACGAUACAUACAAUGCAGAUAUUGACUGCCAGUGGAUCGAUAUCACCGACAUCCAGCCUGGAAACUACAUACUAAAGCUCCAGGUUAAUCCUAAAUUCUUGGUGCUGGAAUCAGACUUCACCAACAAUGUGGUCAGAUGUAAUAUACACUACACAGGACGGUUUGUUACAACAACCAACUGCAAGAUAGCACAGUCUUGAUCCGGCACUGGAAGGCUGCCAUGCUAGAGUGACCCUGAUUGCUAUUCCAUUGAAAUGUGAAUGGAAUCCAUUUGUUGUUGGUUCAUUGUU
Sander lucioperca (pikeperch) is the source of this 2265-nucleotide messenger RNA. It is a transcript of the gene loxl1, whose product is annotated as lysyl oxidase-like 1. NCBI's taxonomy places the organism in Eukaryota, Metazoa, Chordata, Actinopteri, Perciformes, Percidae. The transcript has 7 exons. Gene Ontology annotation, biological process: peptidyl-lysine oxidation. Bases 433 to 2175 code for a protein of 580 amino acids. The record is from RefSeq and is a predicted model, not a curated record. Gene Ontology annotation, molecular function: copper ion binding; protein-lysine 6-oxidase activity.